GGGGCGGGGCUGCGGCCGUGUGGCUGACUGGCAGCCCGGGCGGUGGGCGCAGUGCGAUGGCCGGGGCGGAGGGACUCACGGCCGAAGUAAGCUGGAAGGUCUUGGAGCGACGGGCCCGGGCCAAGCGCUCAGUUUAAAAUCGGUGUAGUUUAGCCUGCAACGCUUAUGAUAAGAAUCAAGUUGAAAUGGCCCACUCACCUGAUGCAGCCUUCUCUUCACCUGCUUUGUUAAGGUCUGGCUCUGUUUAUGAACCUCUUAAAAGCAUUAAUCUUCCAAGACCUGAUAAUGAAACUCUGUGGGAUAAAUUGGAUCAUUAUUACAGAAUUGUCAAGUCAACAAUGCUGAUGUAUCAAAGUCCAACUACCGGUCUCUUUCCUACUAAAACAUGUGGUGGAGAUCAGAAGUCCAAAGUCCAUGAGAGCCUGUACUGUGCUGCCGGCGCCUGGGCUUUGGCUCUAGCAUACAGGCGCAUUGAUGAUGACAAGGGAAGGACCCAUGAGCUGGAGCACUCUGCUAUAAAAUGUAUGAGAGGAAUUCUCUACUGCUAUAUGCGUCAGGCUGAUAAGGUCCAGCAGUUUAAGCAAGAUCCACGGCCCACAACGUGUCUUCACUCCAUUUUCAGUGUGCACACAGGAGAUGAGUUGCUCGCCUAUGAAGAAUAUGGCCAUCUUCAGAUAAAUGCAGUGUCACUUUUUCUCCUUUACCUGGUAGAAAUGAUUUCUUCAGGUCUCCAGAUAAUCUAUAACACGGAUGAGGUCUCUUUUAUCCAAAACCUUGUAUUUUGUGUAGAAAGAGUUUACCGUGUUCCUGAUUUUGGUGUCUGGGAAAGAGGAAGCAAAUACAACAAUGGCAGCACAGAACUACACUCAAGCUCUGUUGGUUUAGCAAAAGCAGCCUUAGAAGCGAUUAAUGGAUUUAACCUCUUUGGAAACCAGGGCUGUUCUUGGUCAGUUAUAUUUGUGGAUCUCGACGCUCACAAUCGCAACAGGCAGACACUGUGCUCACUGUUACCCAGAGAAUCACGCUCUCAUAACACAGACGCUGCCCUGAUCCCAUGCAUCAGUUACCCUGCGUUUGCCUUGGAUGAUGAAGUUCUGUUCAGUCAGACACUUGAUAAAGUGGUCAGAAAAUUAAAAGGAAAAUAUGGAUUUAAGCGUUUCUUGAGAGACGGAUAUAGAACAUCAUUGGAAGAUCCCAACAGACGCUAUUACAAACCAGCUGAAAUUAAGCUGUUUGAUGGCAUUGAAUGUGAAUUUCCCAUAUUUUUCCUUUACAUGAUGAUUGAUGGUGUUUUUAGAGGCAAUCCCCAACAAGUCAAAGAAUAUCAGGACCUUUUGACUCCUUUGCUUCACCACACCACAGAAGGAUAUCCUGUUGUACCAAAGUACUAUUAUGUGCCAGCUGACUUUGUAGAGUAUGAAAAGAGAAACCCUGGUAGUCAGAAACGGUUUCCUAGUAACUGUGGCCGUGAUGGGAAAUUGUUUCUUUGGGGACAAGCUCUUUAUAUCAUUGCGAAACUCCUAGCUGAUGAGUUAAUCAGUCCUAAAGACAUUGACCCUGUCCAGCGCUUUGUCCCACUCCAGAAUCAACGUAAUGUGAGCAUGCGAUACUCCAAUCAGGGUCCACUGGAAAACGACUUGGUGGUUCAUGUAGCACUUGUAGCAGAAAGCCAGCGCCUUCAAGUUUUUCUCAAUACAUACGGUAUUCAAACUCAAACACCUCAGCAGGUGGAGCCUAUUCAGAUCUGGCCCCAGCAGGAGCUUGUGAAAGCUUAUUUCCAUCUGGGUAUCAAUGAAAAGCUAGGGCUGUCUGGAAGGCCAGAUAGGCCCAUUGGCUGCCUUGGUACAUCAAAGAUCUACCGCAUCCUAGGAAAGACGGUGGUUUGUUACCCCAUCAUCUUUGACCUGAGUGACUUCUACAUGUCUCAGGAUGUUCUGCUGCUGAUCGAUGACAUAAAGAACGCGCUACAGUUCAUUAAGCAAUACUGGAAAAUGCAUGGCCGCCCACUUUUCCUUGUUCUCAUCCGGGAAGACAACAUAAGGGGUAGCAGGUUCAACCCCAUAUUAGACAUGCUGGCAGCCUUUAAAAAGGGAGUAAUUGGAGGAGUCAAAGUUCAUGUUGAUCGUCUGCAGACAUUGAUAUCUGGAGCUGUGGUAGAGCAGCUUGACUUUCUACGCAUUAGUGACACAGAAAAACUUCCAGAGUUUAAGAGCUUUGAAGAACUAGAAUUUCCCAAGCAUUCAAAAGUCAAACGGCAGAGCAGUACUGUAGAUGCUCCUGAGCUGAAACAGGAACCGGAUGUCACCAUCACCGAGUGGAGAAACAGACCCACCCAUGACAUCCUCCAGAGGCUGAAUGGCUGCAAUUGUCUGGCUGGUCAGACCAUCCUGCUGGGUAUACUGCUCAAAAGAGAGGGCCCUGACUUCAUCACAAUGGAAGGAACUGUGUCUGAUCACAUUGAGAGAGUGUACAGAAGAUCUGGCAGCAAAAAGCUUUGGUCGGUUGUACGCCGUGCAGCAAGUCUUUUAAGUAAAGUAGUGGACAGCCUGGCCCCAUCCAUUACUAAUGUUUUAGUGCAGGGUAAACAGGUAACUUUGGGUGCCUUUGGACAUGAAGAGGAGGUCAUCUCUAACCCUUUGUCUCCAGGAGUGAUUAAGAACAUCAUUUAUUAUAAGUGUAAUACCCACGAUGAAAGGGAAGCAGUCAUUCAGCAAGAACUGGUCAUCCAUAUCGGCUGGAUCAUCUCCAAUAGCCCUGAGUUGUUCAGUGGCAUGCUGAAAAUACGAAUUGGGUGGAUCAUCCAUGCCAUGGAAUAUGAGCUACAGAUCCGGGGUGGAGAUCAACCGACCAUGGACUUGUAUCAACUCUCACCCAGCGAAGUUAAACAACUGCUGCUAGACAUUCUCCAGCCUCAGCAGAGCGGAAGAUCUUGGCUGGAUAGGCGUCAGAUUGAUGGGUCCUUGAACAGAACUCCUCCUGGGUUCUACGACCGGGUGUGGCAGAUCCUGGAGCGCACCCCCAAUGGUAUCGUCGUAGCCGGGAAGCAUUUGCCACAGCAACCAACCUUGUCGGAUAUGACCAUGUAUGAGAUGAAUUUUUCCCUCCUUGUUGAAGACAUGUUGGGAAAUGUUGACCAGCCAAAGUACAGACAGAUCAUUGUAGAGCUACUAAUGGUCGUGUCCAUUGUGCUGGAAAGAAACCCUGAACUAGAAUUUCAAGACAAGGUGGAUUUAGACAGACUGGUCAAAGAAGCAUUUCACGAGUUCCAAAAGGAUGAGAGUCGGCUGAAAGAAAUAGAGAAACAAGAUGAUAUGACCUCCUUCUACAACACGCCCCCACUGGGAAAACGAGGAACCUGCAGCUAUCUGAUGAAGGUUGUGAUGAACUUGCUGCUGGAAGGAGAAGUCAAGCCAAGCAAUGGGGACUCGUGUCUGGUUAGCUAGCCAGGGGGGUGUAGGAAGCAUAGGUGAUAGCUUUCCUGCUGUGCCUUUUGUGUUGAAGCUAAUCCAGGCAGCCAGCAAUGGGCGAACUGAUGUGCUAGUGAGGUAGAUGUUGUAUUCUGUUUGCCUUCAUUAGACCUUUGCAUGCCAGCGGCAGUUGAAUGGUAAGCAGUGAUUGGAAUCAAGUGAAACCCCAGUUUUCAUAAUUUGUGCCAGCUACCGUAAUCUUCACUGAACCAUAGAAGUAGUUUGGGAAUCAAAAAUUCACUGCUACAUGUUCCAGCAUCCUGCUUCUUUAGACCAAAUUUUUGCCUUUCGGCCAUUAAAAACAAACUUGGCAGUUGGCAAUGCUUUACUGGACUUAGGAGGUGCUAUGAGGUUGUAGCACCAUUGUGCUGAAAAAGCAAGAUCAGCAGUACACAUCGAAAAAAACAAAACUAACCCCUGAUAUUUAACCUCAGAAGCUUCAUUAUUAAUAAUGCCGUACAAAACUCUUAGUUCUUAUCCUGGAAACAUGACUAUGGUUUGGGACUGUGCUAAGUUUAAGGGCUGGUCUAAGCAUUUUCUGAGCAUCUGAUAAAUAUAGGAUUACAGAAGUGUUCAGAAGUGUAUUAACUGCACUCAUAUAUACGUACCACAUACAGGUGCAUACACCUACACAUAAUUAACAAAUAAUAAUAAGUAUUAAAAGGUCUUAUGUAGUUAAAUUUGUAAAAGAGAAGUUGAAAGUCAAAAAAAUCUGUUUCUGAACUAACAAAUUGUCUGGAAACAUUCUUUGUUCAAGUUUACAAUACUGAACUUAAUAACCCUGAAUGUUGUCAUUUAAUUGAUUUGGACAUGGAAUUAGCUGCCAAAUUUACGUAAGCAAGUAGAUUAAAUAUUUAAAUCUUAUUAAUGUAUUUCCUUCCUUGAUGUCACAUGUGACCCACUUUCUUGGGCUCUGGUCCCAACAAGCAUGAUUUUUCUGACCAGUCUUACUGAGUUUCACCUAAGACAUCAGGUUUGUUGCAUAAAAUUUGUAGCCCAGUGUUAGAGUCUGAAAGGGAUAAGUGGCUUUUCCAGGUUACAAGUCAACUGAUACCAAGUAAAUGGAUGUGUGAACACCUGAAGAAAUGCAGCCCAACACUACUCUGACCGGUUCGAGGUAUGACUGGCUCCUAGAUCAUGUAUAGGACACUAUGUGUGUCAGUCAGCAAAGCUGGGAAUAAUGGCACAAUCCAGCCUUGCAAGCUAGACAAAGAAGAGAAAUAGAUUACCUGACUCAGUGUGUGAAGAGAAGUUAUGAAAAGAUGGUCCAGAGGAAGCCACUUACAAAACUUAAGACUGAAAAGCAUAGUCAUGAAGCCCAUGGAGAGAGAAUAAGUUCUGAUGACUGAUGUGUAGGGAAGAGAAAUUAAAGAAUGGCAGAGAGGAAAAGCCCUUGAAAUUUUUAAUACUUGUUAAAAUUCAGAAGGAAGUAAACACUUGUAUCCUUAAGAAUUAAAUCUUUUGAUUAGCUCAGAAAAAUUGCAAAAAAACUGCUCUUAGUUGAAAUAGACAUCACUUGCAAGUCUGCUUUCUGAAUGAGCACUUAGCUUCCUGUGACAUGUGCUAAAUUUUGACAUUUUCUUCUGCUGCUCAAAAGAACUGUGUAUCAACUUUUUAAAAUAUGAAGUACAAAAUUUAUUGUUCUGCAAGAUAUUUGGGGAGGAUCAAUAAAUCUUGAUGUCCUCUAUCAGAAGCAAUGUCUGCUUUCUAAUUAGAAAAGCAAAAUAAUCUUAAGAAUCAGAAUGCAGAACUCAUGAAAUUUACAAGUUCCAUUUGAUCUACAGAGCCCACAUGUUUUAGCAGCUGUGCUAGAGACUGACUAAAAUAUUAGCACGUGUACUGAGGCAUGACAAGCCUUAAACCUGAUUUAAAGCCCCUCUGUCACACUGGCACGUUCUCUGUGUUAAGUUUAUUGUACAAUCAACGUCUGUCGGAAACUCCUGACUGCAUAUCAAAUUCAACUGCAUUUCCAGAGCAUUGUUAGAAGUAUGGUGUCUUCCAGACUGCCUUCCAUUUUAUUUAAGACUUUAAAAAAAUGGUAUUUCAGCCUUUAAAAUCAAGAUAUGAGCUUAUCUUGAUAUCAUCCUCGAUAAGCUUUCAAUGCUUCAUAAGUACCAAUAAACAUUUGUUGAAUAUCUGAAUAAUUGAACUUUUUACCCAAAUCUUAAAGAAUAUAUUUGGAUACAUUGCUAAGCCCUCCAUGAACACGAACAUUAAAUAGAUGUCAUAUAAAGUCUAAGAGGCAGCACAGUGUGGAAACAGCAUCAGAGAUGCACCCCAUUCAUACUAAGGAGAGGCUGGAAGCAGCAUAAUAGUAUGCAGCGAGACUGUUAGAGCCCUGUCUCAGAAACUACACGUGUGAGUGAGAAACGAGGGAGGCUAGAUUUAUAGAACAGCAGCCACAGCCUUCACACGAGGGGACAGGCACCACAUAAACUUAGAAAAGCAGCAAAGAGACGAAAGAACUGCAGGAAUUUGUCUAGGGCCCUCAUAUUCUGGCCUUUCAGAAGCUGAAUGGGUCUGUGGGUAAAUUGUGAAAAAGUCUAAUACAUUCGGAGGUUCAGAUGAGGGUAGGGUCAGCAUCAGGAAGUAAGAAAGGAAAAUGUUCUCCAGAGUGAAAACUCUUCUCCAAGCCCAUGUUCCAGCAUCCAUCAUAUGCUCCAAAAAAGCCAGUGCCAGCCCCUAGGUUAGGAAGGAGCCCUUUCUAAAUAACCCAGUUAUGGACCCCAAAAGCAUGAUUCUUUGGACAAGUACAACUCAAGGACAUACAGCUCAGAAUGAACUGGAUUUCAGCCCCUUUGACCAUCACAGUUUUUCCCAAGCAAAGGGAACCCACUGAGAGUGGGCAUUUUGACUUUUCAACUGAGAGGGGGGCAGACGAGGAGCAGGGGUGACCAUGAUUCCUCCAAAGGUAUAGCUUCUGCUGUAGAUAGUGGGAGCUGGUACCCCCGACCUGACCUGUGUUUUGUUCCUUGCAAGGGUUAGACUUAUGACCGGAUGUGGCUGCGUUUGAUGACCACACUCUCCCCUACCCUCGUUUCUUUAUUUUUCCCUGUAAUGUUAUUUGAAACUGUCGGUUCUGCAUUCUCUCUGCUUUGGUUAUUAAACAAAAAGAGACGAGCCUGUCUAGAUGAGAA
Mesocricetus auratus (golden hamster) is the source of this 6604-nucleotide messenger RNA. It is a transcript of the gene Phkb, whose product is annotated as phosphorylase kinase regulatory subunit beta. Gene Ontology annotation, biological process: glycogen metabolic process. Gene Ontology annotation, cellular component: phosphorylase kinase complex. The transcript has 32 exons. The coding region runs from base 186 to 3443 and encodes 1085 amino acids. Gene Ontology annotation, molecular function: calmodulin binding. The record is from RefSeq and is a predicted model, not a curated record. NCBI's taxonomy places the organism in Eukaryota, Metazoa, Chordata, Mammalia, Rodentia, Cricetidae.